Brassica napus (rape) is the source of this 804-nucleotide messenger RNA. Its product is annotated as glutathione S-transferase T3-like. The record is from RefSeq and is a predicted model, not a curated record. NCBI's taxonomy places the organism in Eukaryota, Viridiplantae, Streptophyta, Magnoliopsida, Brassicales, Brassicaceae. The transcript has 2 exons. Bases 1 to 804 code for a protein of 267 amino acids.
AUGGAUCCUUUUCCCUUAAACUCUCCCGGGUUUGUGAACCUUCUUACUUCUCAUAGCUGUCCCCCAAUAGAUUUAGGACGUUUUGAGGUUGCAAAAGCUCCGGAAAGGCGGAAGUGGAGCACGAAAGAAGACUUGGUGCUGAUCAGUGCUUGGUUGAACACCAGCAAGGAUCCAAUCAUUAGCAAUGAGCAGAAGGUGGACCAUUUUUGGAAGCGCAUAGAGGAGUAUGUGAACGCAAGCCCUCUGCUCGUUGGCUCCCUCCCUAGGGAGUGGAGUCAAUGUAAGCAGAGGUGGGGAAGGGUAAACGAACAAGUCUGCAAGUUUGUGGGUUGUCAUGAAGCUGCUUUGAAGCAGCAUGCGAGUGGUGAAAAUGAGAAUGAUGUCAUGAAGGUGGCCCAUGACAUCUUUUCUAAUGACUACAAUGCAAAGUUCUCCCUUGAACAUUGUUGGAGGGAGCUCCGUUUUGAUCAAAAAUGGAGAUCACACUCUUCCUCGCGUGAUGGUGCAAAGGAGAAAAGGAAGGAGCCAGGAGAGGAGGUAGCUGGCGAGGAAGAAGUCAGGCCUCCGGGUGUGAAGGCUAGCAAAGCAGCCAAACGGAAGAAGCACGUCAAUGAAGCCGCCUUUGAUCAGAUUGAGAGCAUUUUAGCGGAGAAAAAGAACAUCUCCCGCCAGAAACUCCUUGAUAGGUCAUGGGUUCCUGGAGGAGGAUGUGUGUGGACGUGGAUGGUUGUAGGUCUCGCUUGCUUUAUGUAUGAUGGUAAUGUUGUUGCUUGUACUAGUAGGUUAUGUCACGGGAGAGUGUAG